GACUAAAGCCCAAUAAUGAAAACCCAAAACUAUUUUACAUUGCCUAACUACACUGUCCCAAGAGAAAAAAUAAAUAAAAGAAAAGGAGAAAGAAAAGAAGAAGAAGAAUAAGAAUAGCAGAGCUGCCUUGUUCGACACGAAGAAGAAGAAUCUUUCACCUCUUUCUCAUUUUCUUCAUAGUUGAGGUUAAGUAUACUUGGAAGUUCUGAAUUUUUCUGUCCGAAAAAUGUUCCUCACGAGGACUGAGUAUGAUAGAGGAGUGAACACCUUCUCUCCAGAAGGGCGAUUGUUUCAAGUCGAGUAUGCAAUUGAAGCUAUCAAGUUGGGAUCCACUGCAAUAGGGAUUAAGACUAAGGAGGGGGUGGUUCUUGCUGUUGAGAAGCGUAUUACAUCGCCCCUUUUGGAGCCAAGCAGUGUUGAGAAAAUUAUGGAAAUUGAUGAGCAUAUUGGUUGUGCCAUGAGUGGCUUAAUAGCUGAUGCACGCACGCUUGUUGAACAUGCCCGAGUUGAAACUCAGAAUCAUAGGUUCUCAUAUGGUGAGCCCAUGACAGUUGAGUCCACUACACAAGCUCUCUGUGAUCUUGCCUUGCGAUUUGGUGAGGGAGAUGAAGAAUCAAUGUCCAGACCAUUUGGUGUGUCGCUUCUCAUUGCUGGUCAUGAUGAGAAUGGUCCCAGCUUAUACCAUACUGACCCAUCUGGAACAUUCUGGCAAUGUAAUGCGAAAGCCAUUGGGUCAGGUUCUGAAGGUGCUGACAGCUCUUUGCAAGAGCAGUUUAACAAGGAUCUAACUCUCAAAGAAGCUGAAACAAUUGCACUUUCCAUCUUGAAGCAAGUUAUGGAGGAAAAGGUUACUCCCAACAAUGUAGAUAUUGCAAAGGUAUCACCAAAGUACCAUCUUUACUCUCCUUCUGAAGUGGAAGCCGUUAUCAACCGACUCUGAGAAGCCAAAUUUGCAUCCAUUGGUUUCUAGUGGUUUGACUAAGAAUUGACAUUUUCGAUGUUGUGAGGUUCGAAUGAUUUUUGUGCUAUUUUAAAUGAUUAGUUGAUUAAUAUCAAAUUACCCAGGAAAAACUGCAGAUCUUGGUCUGUUCACUUUAUUAUCCAUCGCAUGACUGAAUCUGGUUAAUGACUUGACUGUUUCUGGCCUUUAAGAGCAGAUGUUAUGAGGACCAUGAAUUUAUAUUUUAAAUUUAAUUUUGUUGGUUCAUACUUUAUUGUUCACUUCUAAUUUUUAAACAGUGAGG
Molecule: messenger RNA, 1244 nt
Organism: Striga asiatica
Lineage: Eukaryota; Viridiplantae; Streptophyta; Magnoliopsida; Lamiales; Orobanchaceae
Source: the annotation of a GenBank genome assembly